AUGAAAGCCCCUGUCCUUGCUCUUUUCGUUCUGUUUUUGAUGGUGGUAAUAGUUUCUGCUCGGAGCGCAGAAGGAAGAAGUAACAAACUAUCAUCUUCUCUUCUUCGUGAUCGUAAUAUUGGUUACAAGAGAGAUUUGGAAAAAUUUCAAAGGAGAAUUGACAGACUCAAAGAACAACUCGAGUUCUUUGCUGAAAGUGACAGUGAAGGUCUAUCCGAAAGAGAUUUCUUACGUAAAUUUUACUUGUCAACUGGAGGUCAUUAUUGGAGAAAUAAUACUGGUUGGAAUACUAUGGAUACUGGUAAAGAGACAAACUUUUGCUCUUGGUAUGGUGUCAAAUGUAUCGGAAAUCAAUACAAUGUCUUGUCUUUGAAUUUGGCAAGAAAUAACUUGACAGGUGUCUUGCCAACUGGAAUUGCUGAUUCUUUACAAAGUGUCAUGAUUAUUAAUUUGGCAUUCAAUGCAAUUGGAGGUCAAAUUCCAAAAGAGUAUGGUGAAAUACCCUCACUAACUGGAAUCCAUUUAGGAAGCAAUCAUUUCGAAGGAUUAUUGCCUUCAGGUCUCUGCCGUGUAUUGUCCUGUGACUGUUACAAUAAUCCUAAACUAUUGUGCCCAGCCGAUAAUUGUAAUAAUAACCAUUGUAACAUGGCUGUAUGUAAUUGUGGAGGUCUAACUAUGUGUAACUCUGAUGCUGAUUGCUAUGGAAAGCUAUGCAGUAGAUGCGUUUCUAAUGGAAGUCCUUUUUUCAAAAUUUGUAAAUAA
This is a messenger RNA of Naegleria gruberi, 762 nucleotides long. RefSeq lists its product as uncharacterized. Bases 1 to 762 code for a protein of 253 amino acids. Gene Ontology annotation, molecular function: protein binding. Lineage: Eukaryota; Heterolobosea; Eutetramitea; Acrasida; Naegleriidae. The transcript has a single exon. The record is from RefSeq and is a predicted model, not a curated record.